AUGGGUUGCACGAUGAGCCAAGAGGAACGGGCAGCUCUUGAACGAUCUCGUAUGAUUGAAAAAAAUUUAAAAGAUGAUGGUUUACAAGCUGCUAAAGAUAUCAAAUUAUUACUUCUAGGUGCUGGUGAAUCUGGUAAAUCAACAAUUGUCAAACAAAUGAAGAUUAUACACGAAUCAGGUUUCACAGCCGAAGAUUAUAAACAGUAUAAACCGGUGGUUUAUAGUAAUACGAUACAAUCAUUGGUUGCAAUACUUCGUGCUAUGAGUAAUUUAUUAGUACCAUUCGGUGACCGUAGUCGAGAGGUAAUAUUUUAUUCCAUUUAUUUUAAUUAA
Messenger RNA from Cercopithifilaria johnstoni, 333 nucleotides. Lineage: Eukaryota; Metazoa; Nematoda; Chromadorea; Rhabditida; Onchocercidae. The record is from the annotation of a GenBank genome assembly.